Molecule: messenger RNA, 2249 nt
Organism: Rubroshorea leprosula
Lineage: Eukaryota; Viridiplantae; Streptophyta; Magnoliopsida; Malvales; Dipterocarpaceae
Source: the annotation of a GenBank genome assembly
GGUUCUUUAGAUUUACAAAAUCGCCCUCCCAACUCCUUUUUGGAUUCUAGUUCUCUGACCUCUCUCUGAAAAGGACAAUUUCGUCCGGAAAAAUAAACCAUUCAGUAGGCCACCACUCGCACUUUAUCCACCCACCGUAAAGCCCCCAAGAAACUUCCCGUAGUGGAUCCAAAAACCGCCGCGUCGGCCCAAAAUUCUUUCGCUUUCCGUCCUCGAGUUAACGUUAUUUCGGUCAAAGAAAAUUUUAGGUGGGCUCAGCGUGGAGGCUGAACCGCCGAGGGCUGCGCCGGACCGCCGGUGUCGGUUUUGAAAUUCGGUCCAUCAUGCCCCAUUAUUCUCUCGAUCUUUUUCGUCUACCUACUUAUAAUGGUUUUUCCUUGGAUGGGACCCAAUCCGACGGUUACGAUUUUGGGUAGGAUGACUGUAGACCGUCCGAUUAAACUGCUGAGAAACCGAGAGGUGAGAAGACCGAAAGCAAGAUUUUUAUUAGGUGUGCCAAAGGCGUACAGUUACAGGUGGUGACCCAAUUUCUGCCGUCCAUGUCAGAGAGGGUCGUGUCACGUGAGAGAGAUAGUCACGUGACCAAAAAACGGGUAGUGGGCGCGUGGUGCUGCUUUCACAAUAUUCCAUUUGGGUCUCUUCGCCACCCUGAUCUCGCCCAGCUGUCGUCUUAACUCCGGCAAUUAUGUCGGAGCGUUGACGACGGAAGGUGUGUGGUGUAGAUAUGAGUUGUGGGUGGUCUGUGACAUUUUUUUUUAAUAUUGUGUGUAUCUGGGGAUGGAUUUGGUUCUUGAGGACUUGAGGCAGUACAAGUUUUACUUUGUAAUUUAUUGGGUGGCAUUGUUUAAAGCUUCAAACUUGUUUAUUUUGUUUUAUGUUCUUGAGCGGUUGUUUGUAUGGGUAUUGGUCUAUAUAUUGAUUAAAAGCAUGUUGGGGUGAUGAUUUUUGCAGGGUGCUGCUGCAAGUGAAACCACUAGCACAACUUCCAAGAGAUCAAGAAGAAAAAAGACUUUUGCUGAACUUAAAGAGGAGGAGUAUUUGCUUUUGAAGGAAAGAUUUCAUUUGAAAAAGGAGAUAGCAUCAAUGCGUGCUACCUUUAAAGAACAGACAGCCAAAAAUGAGAAUUUGAAGAGGAUGAAGCUUGAUUUGAACUUGAACACUGCAAAUAACGGGAGUUUAUCUGCUAAUGAACGCGAUGAAGCAACUUCUAGCCAAUCCCAACAGAGAAUUGCCUCUUCACAAGGACUUGAUGAUGAUAAGUCACUUUUGGGUUCUUGCAAGGCUGUUUCUAAUGAGGGAAAUUCUUUUCCAUUGCCUGAUCUAAACAUGAUGCCUUCUGAGGAUGAUUCUGGUCCGGAGACUUUCUAUGGGACAAGUUGACUUGGACCCAUGAUGUUUGGUUGUGUUGUCACAGCCGAAGUGCCUUAAUACUUUCUGGUGCAACAUGACCAUUUCUAAGGAGCAGUUCACCUGAUAUAUGUAGACUAUAUGUUUUAAGCUUGCUGGGCCAAAUAACAGAUUUGAAGAUUUAACUUGCCACAACUGCGAAUUCUAGAAGUGCAGAUGAAGUUAACAGCUAGUGAAGAUGAGGAAGGCAGCUUCGAUACCAGUAUAAAAAUCCUAGAUCACUCCAAAAUUCGUUUGGGUAAACCCUCAUUACUUCCUGGAACUCAUGUACAAAAUGAUUCUGAUUCUUUCUAGGUAAUCAGCUGAACUGGGAUGUGGCUUCUUGAAAGUUGGAAAACAAUUUCACCAUUUUGUUUUGACAAUUCUUUUCCAAUUACCCAUAUGGUCAUGUCCCUUUUCUCCUACUACUAACUUGGUUAGGAAUUUUCAGAAGGAAUUUCUGGAUUGUUUUCUGGAUAUUUAAUUAAUUUAUAAUCUUUGUUCUUAUUGAAGAUUCAAUGUCAUUUUCCUCCUGAAUUUGUGCCUUUUAAUUUAAUGGCAGUUUAUAAAAUUGGUUUUUUGGAUGUGAAAGAGAUCCCAUUUGUAUAUCUUAUGCGUGUCACCAUGACAAAAGGAGAUUCGUUAGAAAAUCGAAGAUACCACCUGUUUUCCAUACCCAGGAGAAGUCUCAUAGACUAAAAUUUGCUGCAUUGGGACUAGAGGCCAUUGGUUUUUGGCUCUAGCCAUAAUAAAAAAAAUGGGUAACACCAAGAAAUCAGAGCAGGACAAAGAUUUCAGAACGUGGUGUUGUAGGGCUCACACGGGCCUUAAUGCAUAUCCAGAUAUAAAGAAUUUCAGGUACU